Molecule: messenger RNA, 3430 nt
Organism: Periophthalmus magnuspinnatus
Lineage: Eukaryota; Metazoa; Chordata; Actinopteri; Gobiiformes; Gobiidae
Gene: itpk1b
Product: inositol-tetrakisphosphate 1-kinase b
Exons: 11
Coding region: 307-1488 (393 amino acids)
Biological process (GO): inositol trisphosphate metabolic process
Cellular component (GO): cytoplasm
Molecular function (GO): inositol-1,3,4-trisphosphate 6-kinase activity; ATP binding; inositol-3,4,5,6-tetrakisphosphate 1-kinase activity
Source: RefSeq, a predicted model, not a curated record
GCAGCACAAAGUGAGUGCCUUGUUUUCCUGAGUGUUCCUGAACGCCUCCUCUGGGUGUGUGCGCGCUGACGGCGCUGACACUAAACACACAUACACACACAGAGCUCACAGCAGCGCAGCGGGACUGUCUCUGUCAUCUGUCACCUGCUCCACACCGGGCUGGCUCUCCUCUCCGCCGGUGGAUGGACAGAGGAUGGGAAACAAGUGCAGCUAGUUUGAACAUCGCAGAGGUCCAGAAAGAGCGCCACACCAGGUUGAUACUGUAGUCAUCUUAAGCAGCACCGAGGGAACUGGGACAAAGUGGAGAUGCAGACGUUUCUCAGAGGCCGAAGAGUCGGCUACUGGCUCAGUGAGAAAAAACUCAAGAAACUCAAUUUUCAGGCUUUUGCGGAUUUGUGCAGGAAAAGAGGAAUAGAAGUUGUGCAGCUGGACCUGAGUCAGCCAUUGGAAGAGCAGGGCCCUCUGGACGUCAUCAUCCAUAAACUGACGGACCUGAUCCUGGAGGCCGACCAAAACGACUCCCAGGCCAUGCUGUUGGUGCAGAGAGUACAGGACUACAUCGACGCACACCCCAAGACCAUUGUUCUUGAUCCACUGCCUGCCAUCCGGACCCUGCUGGACCGCUGCAAGUCCUACCAGCUUGUACACCGAAUAGAAAGCAGUAUGCAAGAUGACAGGAUCUGCUCUCCUCCAUUCAUGGUCCUGAACAGCGAGUGUAGUGCAGACGUGCUGGAGCAGAUCCGGAAGCAGGGACUCACAUUCCCAUUUAUUUGUAAGACUCGCGUGGCUCACGGAACCAACUCUCAUGAGAUGGCCAUUAUCUUCAGUGAGGAAGACCUUAAGGACGUGAAGCCCCCUUGUGUCAUCCAGAGCUUCAUUAACCACAACGCGGUGCUGUACAAAGUGUUUGUGGUUGGAGACUCACACACAGUGGUAGAGAGACCCUCCCUGAAGAACUUCCCCUCUGGACCUGCUGACAGAAAAGCCAUUUUCUUCAACAGCCACAAUGUUUCUAAACCAGAGUCGUCCUCAGACCUGACCUCGAGGGACAAUGUGGAGGGCGUGUCGCAGCCCCCUAACAAUGAGGUGAUUCGAGAGCUGUGCCGCUCUCUGCGCCAAGCACUGGGUGUGUCUCUGUUUGGUAUUGACGUCAUCAUCAACAACCAGACAGGACAGCACGCAGUCAUUGACAUCAACGCCUUCCCAGGUUAUGAGGGCGUACCAGAGUUUUUUAAUGACCUGCUCAACCACAUAAGCAGUGUGCUCCAGAGCCAGAGUGCUGAUGCAGCGGCUGUGCCUGUGAGCAGCAGCCCCACGGCGCAGGGCUGCUGUGGCCUGCUGGGCAAAGAGGCCAGUGGCCCCUGGAUCGUGGAGGGGGACAGUGGGCUGAAGGGCUCUCUACAGAGACUGGGCUGUAACACAGCCAUGUCCCCCAACUUUCAACAACACUGUGUGUCCACUAUUGCCACCAAGGCCUCCUCCCAAUGACUGCUCCUGAACAAACCUGGUAACAACCAUAACCUGUAAUCAUAAUAAUUAUGAUGAUCCUAUAUCUAAUCCCAACUUUUUCCUAUAGUUGUUGAAAAGACAAUGAUUUGGUGUAAGAUUUUCUCUCUGCCUUUUGUAUGUUUGAUUUGUUGAAUGAGAUUUAAAGUACUGUAAUGUGAACCUUGGAACAUUUGCCUGAUAAUUUCACUUUUCUGAUGUGGGAGUUUGGCAAAGACAGAUGCUCAGGUAGCAGAGGUAAUGGCCACUGUCUGAGUGACGCGAGACGUGCUGAGCUGUCAAUACCACUGAACCCACACAGACCCUCAUGGGCAUUUUGGUAAGGGGCAUUUGAACACCCAUAACCUGCAGAGCUGUUAGCGUGCCAUAGGACUGUCUUCGAAUCCAUGCAGAGUCACCAGUCAUGUGACCAAGUCCUUUUUGUGAUGGAGUAUUCUCUGCUGCGUCAGAGGCCUGCUGGUUCAAGCACAGGUGGUAGGUGCUCAACCAAGAAUACACUAUUAGUUUUAAGCAGCCAGUUGAGGAAAACAUUCCAUUUGUUUUUGCCAAUGCUUCCAGAGAAUUCCAUGAUUUCUUUCUAGGAUUCCAAAACGUGAACCCAAGGACAUAUAGUCAUUUUGGUUCUGUGAUGGAGCAAAGAACUCCAGGAUAUCAUCAGUUAUGCCACUUGGUUCUUUGGCAGAAUAACAUGUUUAAAUACCCAAAUGUACUGGGUAACUAUGUGCUUAAUGGAAAAGAUGAAAGGUUCAGAGUGGUUGUAUAUAGGGCAGAGCAGUCUGUUCUACUUCCAGGUGAUUCCAUGUCUUCUGUUUGUAGCUGCUGUAGUGGUGUCCUGGGGCGUCACGUGGAAUUAAUGAUUUGGAGCAGAAUGAGUGUGUUCACUGUGAGAUUUUUUACUCCUUUUAAUAUUUUGUCCUGACAUCUAAUAAGAUUAACUUUAUUUUAUUGAGAUUUUAUGGGGAAUUACUUUAUAUGUAUGAUGUAACUGUGUGAGGUUUUGAACAAAAUGGGGUUAUGGGUACUGAAUGAUAAAAAAGAUAAGUUGCACAAAAAUCAGCGGUGUUGGGGACAGAGGCUUGUGGUUGUCAUCUCUCAAAUCUAUGAAUCAGAAAGAGUACAGCCUGUAAACUGUGCCUGCUUCCAUACCUGCAUUUCUAUAUUUAACUGUAUCCUGUAUCCUUAACUGUAUCUUAAUGUGAAUAAAAUUGUAAAUCAGUUGCAUUCACAUUCUAUAAUCUGAUAUCAAAAUCUCACAUAGAGGGCUAGAGCCAGUAUUUUUUCAAACAGUUCUCCCUACAAAAAAUGUAUUUUAAGGUAAUGUAUAUUUAGGUUUACCUACAAACUCAACCCUGUAAUAUUGAGCAAUAAUGCCAGUUUUUGCCUUACAUAAAAUAUGUUGCUCUUUAGUCCAUGGGCUAUUGUUUUAGUUUCAUGUAAAUCAGCUCAGUUACAAGCCAGAGUGAACCAGGAUAUGUAUGCCACGACCAGGAUUUUAACCAGUUCUACUAUAGGAUUCAUAGCUUCUCAAGUUUUUAUCUCGGGGCUUUUCAGAAUCUAGUCUAAUUUUCAAAGUGCAGUUUUGCAGGCAGGCACAGGUGAAGCUCGCAUCAAGGAUUAAGAUAGUGUUUUGCUCUUAGCUGUGGGAAGGCUGAGGCGUGAACGUGCACCACUCAACUGUCUCCUCUGUGUACUCCGUGCUUGUCAACAUGUGGCCCAGAAGUCUCCACCUGAAUGUUUACCUGUGUAUGUGUGUGUGUAUAUAUAUAUAUAUAUAUAUAUAUAUAUAUAUACACACGCGUAUGCUUACAUCCGUAUAGUAUGCUGUUUUGUAUCAGUUCUGUAAUUGAACAGAAAUCAACAUUUUGGUGACAUUUUCUAAUUAAAUAUCUAAAUCAAAAAGGCAAAAUAAACAAUGUGAAACCUU